This is a messenger RNA of Plodia interpunctella (Indianmeal moth), 2951 nucleotides long. RefSeq lists its product as uncharacterized. Gene Ontology annotation, molecular function: glycosyltransferase activity. The transcript has 2 exons. Gene Ontology annotation, cellular component: cytoplasm. The record is from RefSeq and is a predicted model, not a curated record. The coding region runs from base 935 to 2590 and encodes 551 amino acids. NCBI's taxonomy places the organism in Eukaryota, Metazoa, Arthropoda, Insecta, Lepidoptera, Pyralidae.
AGUUUAAAUUUACAUAAAAUAUCCGGGUCGAUGAUCCCUUGAUAAAAUUAAUACAUAAAAAAAAACAUGUGAGUCCCACGUUUAGGAAUAUGACCAUUCAUGUUGAAAUGUUUGCAAUUUCACAGGAACACAAAACCUAUAGGGUAGGUACUUUCCGUUGAUCUAGAAUGAAAUAAAAUUUGGCAAUAAGUUAGAAUCUGCGGUUAGAAUGAACAAUGCAGAUAAAAAGAAAAAUUCGGAAUUUAUAACUAUUUAAAAAAAUGGCAUUAAAAUGUCUCAAAUUUUACGACUACAUAGGAAAAUUCAAACCCUCAGUGGAGCUAGAUAAUGAUGACGAUGUAAUUUGACAAAAAGAUAGACCUAAUAAUCUUUUUUAACGUUAUUAUUUUUUGUAAAGAAACAUGUCUUUAUACAAUUUUUAAUUUUAUUGAUUCAUCUCAAUAAAUUAGCAUUUUACCUGGAACGCAGUUUUAUAACGUUUAACAAAACAUUGGACCUAUGUACCUAUACUAUAUAUGUGAAUAUUAUUGAAUCGUAAACAGAAGUAAAAGGGAAGUAAAGGAAUGUUUUCAGAUAACAAAAUACUGAAUGUUAAAGCUUAAAUUCAUUAUAGUAACUGAUCCAACAUUUUUUAAAAUGUAUCUAAUGAAUGGACAAUAAUUAGUGUAAAAUUAUGUGACGUCUAUAUUUUAGAUACUUUAGGAACUAAAAUAAUAACCGACUAUAUCUGGGAGGAAACAGCUAUAGCUGUAGAUAUAGUCGGUUAUUGCUUAGUCUGUGGUUAUUGCAAAUAGUGCAAUCCUCCUGCAGUGAAGAGGUCUGCGCAGGGCAACUUGACAUGUUGCUACUGGUAACUAACACAUAGAUUUUUUUAUUUGACCAUUUGUGUCAUUCACGAAAUUCAAAUACAACACAAUUCACAUGUGCUGUGGUGAUGCUGUUCAUAAAGGAUUUCUUAUGCCAGAGCGAAGAAAAAAUCCAAAAAGGAUAUUUAUUGCAAGGGUGGUAUCAGCGUUGGUGCGGUGGCAGAUGUUUCCGAGCCUUGCAGUUGUUAGCGGCGCUACUGUGCUGCGUCACGCUGGCGGCGCUGCUGCUGCCCCGGCAGCGGCCGUGUUUCCCGCCGCUACAGCAGUGGCAGCCUCCGCCCGUCGCCACUCCGCCCGCGCCGCCCUCCGAACCACCACUGCUCGAUACCGACACACGCCUCAUCUCCGAAGAUCAACUCGGUGCUGAAAUCGAGCGCCGGCUACCAUCGCUACCCUACAUCUACUGGAAAAAACACAGGAGGGACAAAAAAAAAUUUUACAACACAAAAACAUGUGCUCCGUUUCCUUCUAUUUACGAGCUACAUUUUCAUAAUACAUACUGGCAGACCUUACACUCGAGCCAGGGCGUUUUUCAUUUUUUUGGCGCGUACAUGGACACGCGGAACGCUUCACUCAUCGGGCACGCCGUGAGGGUCCUCGGUGUGCACGACCGCAUCAGGCCGAGUCUCAAAACGCACUGUCAGCUCUGGUUCGAGGAGCGCGCCGCGCCUGUGCUCGUCCCCAUCUUAGAGUAUAAAUACGUGUGGUGUAAUAGGUGGGGCAACUACCGCAACUAUGAACUGCAGCCCUACCUGAUGGCGUGCGUGUUGCCACAGGAUGUGCGUCAUUUGGUGCCCGCCUCUGUCUCCAUCGUGGAGAAUGAGUGCGACCGCGCCACCAACAUCCUGCGAGUGCACAACGACCGCCCAGACCCCCGUGUCGGUCGUAAAGAAUUCGCGGUCUGUGUUAAAGGACUAGACUUUCUACACGAAGACUUAUCCGUUCGUCUAGUAGAAUGGAUAGAAUUCCUUAAAAUCAUGGGAGCGGACAAAGUGUUUUUUUAUGAAUUGCAAGUGCAUAAAAAUAUUACAAAAGUGUUGAAUUAUUACAAGAAUCAAGGUACGGUAACCGUGACGCCAAUAUCACUGCCGGGCGGCCAGCCGAACAUACCCGGUCUGCAGCACAAGUAUCUCAAAAAAAAGAACACUCAUAAACGUCAGAUGGAGCUGAUCCCGUACAACGACUGCCUGAACCGACACAUGUACGAGUAUCGCUGGCUGACGCUCCUCGACAUCGACGAGUUGAUCGUGCCAUUGGUAGACGCGAAUUGGAGUUCGCUAAUGAAACGCAUAUUAGCGGUGCGCUUAGAGCCGCUGACAUCAUUUUACGUGUCGAACAUAUACUUCUUAGAUUCGCUGCGCGACGAGCAUGGUUGGGAGAAGAGCAUGCCGCGCUACAUGCACCUGUUGCAGCAAGUGUACCGCACACGCAAUUUCACCAAGGAUGGGUCGUACGUGAAAGCAUUUCACGAGACUGACCGAGUCUUAACAGUCCACAAUCACUUCGCGUUUGCGUGUCUCGGCGGAUGCUGGUCGCACAGUCUGGAGAAGCAAUACGUGCGGUUGCAGCAUUACAAGGUGGACUGCAUGAGGGCGUAUAAGGAGUGCCGCGAGAUGCGCUCGGAGCCCGUGCGGGACACGACGCUGUGGCGCUGGCGGGACCCGCUCGUGGCCCGCACCCAGGCCGUGCUGCGCACACUCGGCUUUCUCCCCCCGGACCGAUAACAUUCGCGUGUCCACUGCGCAAUUAGGAAUAAUCUGAAACGCCUCCUUCUAUUUAUCAAAUACAAUCAUUGUUGUCUAUGUACAUAAUAUUAAUAUAUAUUGGAAAUAUUAUAUUGAGAACACUUUUAUGUUUGAAUGUUGAUUUUAUAAUAAUCAAAACUGAGUUAACUAUACUAGUAUCUAUUAAACGUACCUAUUAUUGUAGUUUAUGCCUUUGUUAAUUUACAAAUAGAUUUUAAAGCUAAUGUUAUAUUAAUCAAGAUUGCGAUUAGACUAUAUUUUAGUAUUAAACACAUUAUGAUUUAUGCUUUUGUUUAUUUGCAAUAGAUUUUAAUGAUCAUUUUAUUAUAAUCAAGACUGC